Molecule: messenger RNA, 930 nt
Organism: Dermatophagoides pteronyssinus (European house dust mite)
Lineage: Eukaryota; Metazoa; Arthropoda; Arachnida; Sarcoptiformes; Pyroglyphidae
Product: 2-(3-amino-3-carboxypropyl)histidine synthase subunit 1-like
Source: RefSeq, a predicted model, not a curated record
AUGUUACCUUGGCUGAGCGAUAGAAAGUAUCAGUUACUUAUUGAGUCGAUUAAUAAAGCACUGCCUCAAAACUAUGACUUUGAAAUUAUAAAAACUCUGACUCGUUUGAGUCAGGUAAAAGCCAAAUCUGUUUGUUUACAGUUUCCUGAAGGUUUAUUAGCUUGGGCAGAUACGAUUGCGUUCUUGAUUGAAGAAUUUGCUGAUGGCGAAAUUGAUGUUUUCGUGGUUGGUGACGUUGUGUAUGGAGCUUGCUGCAUCGACGAUAUAAGGGCUGCUUACUUUGAUUGUGACUUUUUGGUUCACUACGCACAUUCAUGUUUGGUUAAAGUAAGCGAUAUGGACGUGCCCUGCUUAUACAUAUUUGUGAAAAUUAAAAUUGACCCUGAAGAUUUUGUAAAAGCCAUUAAAAAUAUUAUAUUCAUGGUUUUGCCCGACGCUAGUGGCGGUCACUCAAAGGAAGCGACCUUAACUAAGUUACAUUUAAAUGCAACCGUACAAUAUAUCGAUGUUGUUCAUUUUGCUUACAGAAAAUUAGUAGAAGACGGCUACGGCGACAGAAUUUCUAUUCCAAUCUGUUCCCCAUUAAGUCCCGGAGAAACUUUAGGAUGUACAUCCGCAAAACUAAAUGGUAACUUAUGUGUUUUUUUGGCAGAUGGCCGUUUCCAUAUUGAAAGCUCCAUGAUUCAAAACCCACAUGUUGUUUAUUAUAGAUUUGAUCCGUUUACAAGACGGAUGUUCUUGGAAAAAUAUGACCAUCAAGCUUUGUAUCUUACACGAAACAGAGUUUUACGCUCGGUACGCAUUAAUCCGAGAGUUCCUUAUCUAAACGAAUUUACUGCAGACUUGAUAGUGAAUGUAGGUUGCCCACGCAUGAGCAUUGACUGGGGCGCGGAAUCUUGUCACAUUCCUUUUAUUUCAACGUUCGAGUAA